GCCAUUUUUCUUCGUGCUAAUCAUCUAUCCUUGUGUUUUUCCUUUCGGGAUUGGUUUCUAUGGCUUCUGAAGUAAUAGAGUACCGAUGCUUUGUCGGUGGGCUUGCUUGGGCCACCGACAGCGAUGCUCUCGAGAAAGCCUUCUCUCAUUAUGGUGAGAUCGUCGAAUCGAAGGUUAUCAUCGAUCGUGAAACUGGAAGAUCGAGAGGGUUUGGAUUUGUGACCUUCGCCUCGGAGCAGGCGAUGAAAGACGCAAUCGAAGGAAUGAACGGUCAGAACCUCGACGGUCGUAGUAUCACAGUGAACGAAGCACAAUCCCGUGGAAGAGGCGGUGGUGGCGGUGGAUACGGAGGUGGUGGUGGUUAUGGCGGCGGCGGUUACAGCCGCGGUGGAGGAGGAUAUGGAGGAGGAGGCCGCCGUGAAGGUGGUGGAGGUGGCUAUAACCGCAACGGUGGAGGUGGUGGAUAUGGUGGUGGUGGAGGUUAUGGUGGUGGUGGAGGUCAUGGUGGCGGUGGAGGUUAUGGUGGCGGUGGGAGAGACCGUGGAUAUGGUGGUGACGGCGGGUCCCGCUACUCGAGAGGAGGCGGUGCUUCGGAUGGAGGAAGCUGGAGGAAUUAGGAUUAGGUUUUUUAGUGGGUGAAAAAAUGGGGGGAGGUUCUGUUGGAGUAAUAUCAUCCCCUUGAUAUUAAUUGUGGUAAUUUUAGGUUUGGAAUAUGCGUUGUGGUUUGAGCAUAUGUUACUGUUAUGGUUGGUUGGUUUCCGUGUUACUCCUGUCCUGUGGUUCUCGUUUUUGACCUCUGAUAAUGAAUCUGUGUUCUUGAAGGAAUGAAAUGAAUGGCAAGAAAUUAUGAUCCUAAGAUUUUUACAAAUAACGGGAAAUCUGUUUGGCCAUGCGA
Molecule: messenger RNA, 895 nt
Organism: Glycine soja
Lineage: Eukaryota; Viridiplantae; Streptophyta; Magnoliopsida; Fabales; Fabaceae
Product: glycine-rich RNA-binding protein GRP1A-like
Exons: 2
Coding region: 60-617 (185 amino acids)
Molecular function (GO): RNA binding
Source: RefSeq, a predicted model, not a curated record